Laccaria bicolor S238N-H82 is the source of this 897-nucleotide messenger RNA. RefSeq lists its product as uncharacterized. The coding region runs from base 1 to 897 and encodes 298 amino acids. The record is from RefSeq and is a predicted model, not a curated record. The transcript is spliced from 9 exons. Lineage: Eukaryota; Fungi; Basidiomycota; Agaricomycetes; Agaricales; Hydnangiaceae.
AUGUGCAGCAUCUUUGGAGAACUGGCCGGAGACCAGCUCGCCCGAGCAUCCGUGGAGUUGCCGGCCUCUCGCUUGUGUUUCACGGUGUUGAUCCGCUUCAACAGCUCGUGUAGCAUCGCCGCGGCACAGGCCGGAAUGGAAUCUGGAUUGCAAACCGAGGAUGCGGAGUUCCAGCUCCAUUUCUGUGACUGCCAGCCCAAAAGUCACGUUCCUUUUUCCCAUUCCCAUUUGCUUAGGAGGUGGACUCUUCUAGUGGCUCCACUGCAUCGUAUGCUGGACGGCGAAAAGAUUACAACUAGAAACACAACUCGAUGGGACGAAGAGGUUGACGUGGAAGAAGUUCUCUUUGGGCGCUGCGCUCCUCGUUGGGGUGAUGUGGCUUUGUGGGCCGAGGGCGCAUAUAUUCUCGUGGCGGGGGAAUGGAAAUGCUGGUUUAGAGGAGAAAGACCACGGGAAAAGGAUACAAAACGGAUACGGCGCCUUCCCCUUCCAAAACGCACCACCAACAAGCCCAACAACAUCAUCCACCCGUCCCCGUUCCAAAACCACCCACCACACGCCCAGACUCGUACGAAGCUGAUUCAGACCCUUCGUCAACGACGCACUAUACCCACCUCUCACUCCUCUUCCGGCACUCUCGGACAAUAUGCACGGCCCUUCCCCAGAAUACGAUAUGAAGUAUUUGAAAUGACACAACCGGGUCUAUCCACAUUUGCUGGUAACCCUGAGGGCGCUGCGCGGAGCUUAGACAUACCGCCAGACUUCGUUUUCGCCAUACUCGGUGUUCUUCUCGAGAAGAACGUUGACUCCAGGAUACACCUCCACGCUUUCGAGGUGAAUAUGCAAGUGGACCAUUAUAGAUUGCCCAGAAGUACCUUGCAUGAUCUAGAGCAGUAG